Cephus cinctus (wheat stem sawfly) is the source of this 3054-nucleotide messenger RNA. RefSeq lists its product as uncharacterized. Gene Ontology annotation, cellular component: nucleus. The coding region runs from base 198 to 1874 and encodes 558 amino acids. Gene Ontology annotation, biological process: regulation of transcription by RNA polymerase II. The record is from RefSeq and is a predicted model, not a curated record. Lineage: Eukaryota; Metazoa; Arthropoda; Insecta; Hymenoptera; Cephidae. The transcript is spliced from 6 exons.
CCAUCCCGCAACAGUGACUCUCAACUUCUUCUUUUAGAAUGCACUGUGCACUGACAUGACAACAAGUAAUUGUUUUUAUUGACAGACUGAUAAUGUGAAGUAAUUGAUCAGUGAUUAUUUACGAGCGGGUGUGUAAUUUUAUGGUUAUGUGAGUUCACGGUUCGUCCAGUUUCCUGUUAGAAAAGGUGCUUCUCAGGAUGGGCCAGGGCACGGAAACUUGCGCUGACCGACCAACCGAAGUCAGCGUCAUUAGAUUUGUCUCUAGGAAUCGAACCAUAGAGGAAAUUGCUCCGAAAAAGGAAGUUUAUACGUGUAAGCAACGCGGUUGUGGUAAAAUCUUUACUAAUCAGGAUGAGUAUAAGAAUCACGAAGCUUUGGAAGCCUUGAAGAUCAGAUUUAUAUGCCGCGAACCAGGAUGCGGUGAGGAAUUAUCUGACCCAGGAAGUAUGUGGCGUCACUAUCAGGAAUGGCAUAAUAAUGAGACAAACGUAUUCUCGUGUCCGUAUACAAGCUGCAGAUCUGUUCAUCCAACUAGCGAUAGUCUGGAGGAACAUAUUGAGACUUGUCACAGACAGCCCCCGACGCUACCGACGGAACCAGAGAUCAUCUGCUUCGAAGGAUCGGAGAGCGUGAUCGAUGAAGAAACUGGUAGGAAUGAAGAUGACAAUUAUUAUGAAGCCGACAAAGAUAGCCAUAACCGUUCUCCUACCGAUAACGAUACGGGCUCGCGAAAUAACGAAUUUCAAGGAAAAAAGGAUAAUUUCUCAGCAACGUCCGAAGAUCAUUCCAGCCACAUAGCAACGUCCAAGAAAUCAAACGGUAAGAGUCAUCAAAGCGAUGACUUUAUGCACGACAGAAAGAAAUUCACUGCCAGUCCAAAAAGUGAUGAUUAUAUUAAGAGCAAUGACAACAGAUCAAUUGGAAAAUAUCGACAAAGCGAUGAUCUCCAUUUAACUAAAGAGAGUUCAGGGAUAAAGUACGAAGAACGUGCUUCAAAAAGCACUAACAGCAAUUCGAUUCUACAGACUGAGAAUUCUCAGGAGUCAAGUAACGUUGUGUUUAUAAAUGACGAAGUAACUAUCACGAAAAAUCUUAAGAACGAUGGCGGAAGUCAAAGUCAGCAAGGUCAAGAGCACAGAAUAGAUUUGGGAAACUUAGAGAGUGUCUUCAGGAGUGGCUUUGAGCGAGAUUCACCGAAAAUAGAAGAUGGCGGCUUGGAUACAAACAGUAAUUGCUCCGACGACGAGGAAUAUACGCCGAAGAAACAGAGGAUGUCACGUCACAAACAGGAGCCGUAUAAGUGCGACGUUAAUGGCUGUGGCAAGAUGUACAAAUACAUAUCUCAUUAUCGUCAUCAUCAGGACAGUCACAAAUUAGUGACAACUGCCAUAAACUCAAAUCCUGCCAAACAGACGAAAGCAAAGCAAGGAAAAGCCUCAACUGUCAGCUUCUUCCUAUGCAAGAUGCCUGGCUGUGGCGCUGAAGUGAAUAACGUAACUGGCCUAUGGAAGCACUAUCAGGACAAUCACGCCAAUUCGAAACCACCCCAAGGUCAUGCUGCCAAGGGCAAUGAAAUAUUUAGAUGCAAAGUACCCGGAUGCGAUAUGGAGUUUGGUACAACAUUGAUGUUGUACAAACAUUUCAACGAGAUACACAUGAACGGUUCAACUGGCAAUUCAAGCACAAACGCAAAGACUGGUAACGGGAGUAGCAAUCAGUUUGCCGAUCAAAUGUUCCAGGAUGACGCUACCGCCCAACAAGGAAACUUUAAGACUGACUUCGAAGCCAACAAUAAGACUAACGCGAAUGAUUACGUUGAGAGUGAUGACGAAGACGUAUCUUUAACAACCGUCAAGAAAGAAUCUCGAGAUUGAUUCUUGUUCAGUUAGAUCCAAAUUUUGUCGCCGAUUACAAAGCGUCGCGACGUCGACUCAGUGUGUUUAGCAGAGACAUUCUGCCCUCUAUUGUUUCUUCUUUUAUUCUUGAUUGUCUUCUUCUUCUUCUUCUUCUUCCAGAUACUCGGGUCUAGUUCCUUGAGUAGGAACAAUUAUCAGUCUUAUUCUUGAUUGACCUUACCUAAUCUCUUCUCGUUUUGGUCCUCUGCAAACUUUGUUCAGUCAACUUCGUCUUGAUGUCAUGUUAUAUACUCAAGACUUCCCCUGCGUCACUUUAUUUAUUUCUUUUUUUGUUAAUAAUUACGAUUUAGUUUAUUUAUUAUAAUUCGAAAUGGUUAACUACCUGCAAUAUAUACAUAGAAAAAAUAAUUUUUCUUUUGAUACGCCUAUUAUAGUUAUACUCGCCAGUGAUUCGAUGCAUUGAUUGAAUAUCUACAGCAGGGUAUAUUGUGGAAUGUGAAAUGUUUUAAUUAUAAUUGCAAGUCUAUGAUAAGGAGACGCAAGAAAGGAUCAACGAGAAACUAAGCAAACGUCAAAUUAUCAGAAUAUUUUUCUCAGGUUGCUAAACUCGUCUGAUGCGUUUUGAGAAAAAUAUCUCAUGCAUGCAAUGCAAUUUUCCGUGACAUUUUUUCAUGAUAAAAUACAGAAUUCCUCUAAUGUGAAUUCUUAGUGAAUGAUCUUUACAGAGACUUUGCGGAUGGAUAUAGUGUAUUGAAAAAUCCUCUGCUAAAUACUCUGGUUUUAAUGCGUAAACAUAGUUAAUAUUUAAGUCAAUUUAAUUAAACUGCUUGGCAGACAAUUCGAGAUCCGAAAUUCUCUCUAGGAUUUACGAACAUCUGAAUGCAAUUAAAAGACUGACAUUGAGGUUUCGACAAUGUUCGGCUGAGAUUCGGUCUCCUUUGGCAGAAAGCGAGUUUCACGGUCUUGUUGAGAUCUAAAAACAAGUCCGUCAUAGUCAUCUCAACUAUAAUACAAGACUUCUGACUUUCCGUACUGAUUUUUACUAUUUUAUAUUAUUGUAUCGUUUUGAUGUAACUUGUAUUAUCUAUAUUAUCGUAGUGACUUGUAAUGAUAGGAAUUCUCGAACUAUGAGUAUUGUAUAGCAUUUUUAUUUCUAUGACUAUACGUUCGAAAAUAAAGGUGCAAUAGUAGAAGGAAA